Pseudoliparis swirei is the source of this 5821-nucleotide messenger RNA. It is a transcript of the gene rock2a, whose product is annotated as rho-associated, coiled-coil containing protein kinase 2a. The record is from RefSeq and is a predicted model, not a curated record. The transcript is spliced from 32 exons. NCBI's taxonomy places the organism in Eukaryota, Metazoa, Chordata, Actinopteri, Perciformes, Liparidae. Gene Ontology annotation, cellular component: centrosome; cytoplasm; cytoskeleton. Bases 289 to 4536 code for a protein of 1415 amino acids. Gene Ontology annotation, biological process: embryonic morphogenesis; regulation of actin cytoskeleton organization; cortical actin cytoskeleton organization. Gene Ontology annotation, molecular function: ATP binding; small GTPase binding; Rho-dependent protein serine/threonine kinase activity.
GGGGGAGUCUGCUUUUUUUCUUCUUCUGGUGGAAUAUUUUUCUCUUCAUUGUUGCACACUACUCCUGGUGCAAGACAUUUGGGGUUUGACUGCGAGCCCCGAGGCGGCUCCGCGAGGCCCACGGCCAUUAGCCUGCAACACCAUCCCCCCCCCCCAAAAGUGUCUUCACAUGUAAACCCACCAAAAGUUUUGUUUUUUCGUGUGUUUUGGGGGGGGGGGCGGUAGGAUUUUAGGUUUCACGCCACUUUUUUGGGUUGUUUUAAAUUGAGAACCAGCGCCGCUGCAGCCAUGUCGCUCGGCGCGGAGAGGAGGAUGGAAGCCCGGCUGAAGAAGCUGGAGGACAUGAUCCGAGAGCCGCGCUGUGCCAUAAACCUGGAAAGUUUGCUGGACUCCCUCAACGCCCUGGUCUUGGACUUGGACUACCCCUCACUACGCAAGAACAAAAACAUCGAGACCUUCUUAAACAGAUAUGAGGCCGUCAUUAGACAGACUCGAGACCUCCAGAUGAAGUCGGAAGACUUUGACAGAGUGAAAGUCAUCGGUCGAGGGGCCUUUGGCGAAGUUCAUCUAGUCCGGCACAAAGCCUCUCAGAAGGUCUACGCCAUGAAGGUGCUGAGCAAGUUCGAGAUGAUCAAGCGCUCGGACUCGGCCUUCUUCUGGGAAGAGAGGGACAUCAUGGCCUUCGCCAACAGCCCCUGGGUCGUGCAGUUGUGCUGCGCCUUCCAAGACGAGCACUACCUCUACAUGGUGAUGGAGUACAUGCCGGGAGGCGACCUGGUCAACCUCACCAGCACCUACGACGUGCCGGAGAAGUGGGCCAAGUUCUACACGGCGGAGGUGGUGAUGGCCCUGGAUGCCAUUCACUCCAUGGGCUUCAUCCAUCGGGACGUGAAGCCCGACAACAUGCUGCUGGACCGACUCGGACACCUCAAGCUGGCCGACUUCGGCACGUGCAUGAAGAUGAACUCGGCCGGCAUGGUGCACUGUGACACGGCUGUCGGGACCCCAGACUACAUCUCUCCUGAGGUGCUGAAAUCCCAGGGAGGAGACGGGUAUUAUGGGAGAGAGUGUGACUGGUGGUCCGUAGGGGUCUUCAUCUUCGAGAUGCUUGUUGGUGACACGCCCUUCUACGCCGACUCUCUGGUGGGAACCUACAGCAAGAUCAUGGACCACAAGAACUCUCUUAACUUCCCCGACGACGUGGAGAUCUCCAACGAUGCCAAGAACAUCAUCUGUGCCUUCCUGACCGACAGGGAGGUGCGAUUGGGCAGAAACGGCGUGGAGGAAAUCAAGCGUCACCCUUUCUUCAAGAACGACCUGUGGACCUUCGACACCAUCAGAGACACCGUCGCCCCUGUGGUCCCAGAGCUGAGCAGUGACAUAGACACCAGCAAUUUCGACGAGAUCGAAGACGACAAGGGCGACGUGGAAACGUUCCCCACUCCUAAGGCCUACGUCGGGAACCAGCUGCCCUUUGUCGGCUUCACCUAUUUCAAAGACGACCAGUUGUUAAACGCCUCCAACAACGUCCUGGUGACUCACGACAAUUCGGAAGGAGAGCAGUUGGCAGAGCUGCAGAAGGAACUGCGUCACCUGGAGGUGCAGCUGAACAAUGAGAAGCAGGUGAAAGGCGACCUGGAGCACAAACACAGAGCUGCCACGAGCCGUCUGGACAAAAUCUCCAAAGAGCUCGAGGAAGAGGUGAGCGGCAGGAAGAACCUGGAGUCGACCCUGAGGCAGCUGGAGAGGGAGAAAGCCCUGCUGCAGCACAAGAGCCUGGAGAGCAACCGCAAGGCCGAGAGCGAGGCCGACAGGAAGCGCUGCCUCGAGAACGAAGUCAACAGCCUUCGGGACCAGCUGGACGACGUGAAGCGGAGAAACCAGAACUCACACAUCUCCAACGAGACGAACCUUCACCUGCAGAAACAGCUGGAGGAAGCCAACACGUCUCUGCGGGCCGAGUCGGAGGCGGCGACGCGGCUUCGUAAGACCCAGACGGAGAGCAGCAAGCAGCUGCAGCAGCUGGAGGCCAACGUGCGCGAGCUGCAGGACAAAUGCUGCCUGCUGGAGCGCAGCAAGCUGAGCCUGGAGAAGGAGGGCAUCAGCCUGCAGGCCGCGCUGGAGGCCGGGCGCAGGGAGCACAGCCAGGGCGCGGAGACCAUCAGCGACCUGAUGGGACGCAUCUCCGUCCUGGAGGAGGAGGCCCGUCAGCAGAGACAGACUCAGUCCAAAACGGAGACCGAGAAGAGGCAGCUUCAGGAAAGACACACCGACCUGGAGAAGGAGAAGAGCAACAAGGAGAUCGAUUUGACCUACAAGCUGAAGGUGCUGCAGCAGGAGCUGGAGCAGGAGGAGGCCUCUCACAGGGCAACCAGGGCGCUGCUGGCAGACAAGAGCAAGAUCAAAGUGACCAUCGAGGGCGCCAAGUCGGAUUCCAUGAAGGAGAUGGAUCAGAAGCUGGCGGAGGAGCGGGCGGCUAAGCUCAGGCUGGAGAACCGAAUCCUGGACCUGGAGAAGCACAGCAGCAUGAUGGACUGCGACUAUAAACAGGCCCUGCAGAAACUGGAUGAGCUGCGCAGGCACAAGGACCGACUAACCGAGGAGGUGAAGAACCUGACGCUGAAGAUCGAGCAGGAGACCCAGAAGCGAAACCUGACCCAGAACGACCUGAAGGCCCAGAACCAGCAGCUCAACUCCCUGCGGACCUCUGAGAAGCAGAUGAAGCAGGAAGCCAAUCACCUGCUGGACAUCAAGCGCAGCCUGGAGAAACAGAACCAGGAGCUGCGCAAAGAAAGACAGGACACAGACGGACAAAUGAAGGAGCUCCAGGACCAGCUGGAAGCCGAGCAGUAUUUCUCUACGCUGUACAAGACCCAGGUCCGUGAGCUGAAGGAGGAGUGCGAGGAGCGCAACAAACUGUACAAGGACGGGCAGCAGACCCAGCAGGAUCUGCAGGAGGAGAGGGAUUCUCUGGCGGCGCAGCUCGAGAUCACGCUGACGAAGGCCGACUCGGAGCAGCUGGCGCGCUCCAUCGCAGAGGAGCAGUACUCUGACCUGGAGACGGAGAAGAUCAUGAAGGAGCUGGAGCUGAAGGAGAUGAUGGCCCGCCAUCGCCAGGAGCUGUCUGAGAAGGACAUCACCAUCUGCUCGCUGGAGGAAGCAAAUAGGACGCUGACCAGUGACGUCGCCAACCUAGCCAAUGAGAAGGAGGACCUGAACAACAAGCUGAAGGAGGCAAUAGAAGAAUCAGAGAGGUCGAAGGACUGGGAGCAGCAGAUCAACCAGAUGAAGCAGGCCUUUGAGAAGCAGCUGCAAUCGGAGAGAACGCUGAAAACUCAGGCCGUCAACAAGCUGGCGGAGAUCAUGAACAGGAAGGAGCUGCGCGGCGUGGGCAGUCGCCGCGGCAACGACACCGACAUGCGGCGGAAGGAGAAGGAGAACCGGAAGCUGCAGUUGGAGCUGCGGUCAGAGAAGGAGAAGCUCAACAGCAGCAUCAUCAAAUACCAGCGGGAAAUCAACGAGAUGCAGGCGCAACUGUCCGAUGAGAGCCAGAUGCGCAUCGAGCUGCAGAUGGCCCUCGACAGCAAGGACAGCGACAUCGAGCAGCUGAGGAACCUCCUGCAGUCGCUCAGCGUGCAGUCGAUGGAUUCGGCCAGCGUCAGCAGCGGGCCGGAGUUCGAUACCGAUGACAUGUACACCGAAAUCAGACUGGAGGGCUGGCUCUCCCUCCCUGUGAGAAACAACACCAAGAAGUUUGGAUGGGAGAAGAAGUACGUGGUGGUGAGCAGCAAGAAGAUCCUGUUCUACAACAACGAGCUGGACAAAGAGCACUCCAUCCCCUACAUGGUGCUCGACAUCGACAAACUGUUCCACGUGAGGCCCGUCACUCAAACGGACGUGUACCGCGCCGACGCCAAAGAGAUUCCCAGGAUAUUCCAGAUUCUCUAUGCCAACGAAGGCGAGAGCAAAAAGGAGCCUGAGUUUCCCGUGGAGCCGCUGGCCAUCGGGGAGAAGUCCAGCUACAUCUGCCACAAGGGCCACGAGUUCAUCCCCACGCUCUACCACUUUCCCGCCAACUGCGAGGCGUGCACCAAGCCGCUGUGGAACAUGUUCAAGCCGCCGCCCGCCCUCGAGUGCCGGCGCUGCCACAUCAAGUGCCACAAGGACCACAUGGACAAGAAGGAGGAGAUCAUUGCGCCGUGCAAAGUGAACUACGACGUGUCCUCGGCCAAGAACCUGCUGCUGCUGGCCCUGACCCAGGAGGAGCAGCAGAAGUGGGUGAGCCGGCUGGUCAAGAAGAUUCCCAAGAAGCCGCUGGCGCCGGAGCAAUUUGCGCGCUCCUCGCCGCGCGCCUCCAUGAAGGUCCAGCCCAGCCAGUCCGUGAGGAGGCCCAGUCGACAGCUGCCCACCAGCAAGAGCAGAACGUCUUUCCCCGCCGGCACUCGGAGCGGUAACGACUGUCAAAAGGCACCUGGUGAUCUUUUCACCAAGCUGGACGGCUUGAGCAGCUCGCAGAGCAGAAGAGAGCUCUUCUGACCAGAAGGAGGGGGAGGGGAGGAGACACACUUUACCUCAACACUGUCUGAGUGAAGGAACCAGCAGAGAACUAUCCUCCUCACCACCUUUUGUUUGGGGGGGGGGGGGGAUUCGUGUGGCCAAAUCCUUUUUUGUUGUCGUUUCCUUUAAUGUGUUUGACUGAUUGUGGACAAUAUGAAGGGUUUAAUGGUGGGGGGCUGAGGGGGAGCACGGCACUCGGUUGAUGAACUCAAAUCCCAGAUACAGUAUUUUUUUUAACGUGUUGAUUGUAGCUUUUUUCCCCACGGUCCUGCUUUGAGGCGUCGCCACGUUGUCCACACGGGGAGGGGGGGAGGGGGGGGGGGGCACUUAAGCAAAAACACACUUUUAGGGAAAGUCUGGGGCGUUGGAGGGCGCCAUCGAUUUAGCUGCACAGUAACGGUUCCAGAAUCCAGAGGUCAUCAGACGGGGGUCAUCAGACGGAGGUCAUCAGACGGAGGUCAUCAGACGGGGGGGGGGGGGUCCUCGUCCUCACAUCUUUCAAAGCUGCAUUGUCGAGCUACGAGACGUUAAUGUUUACUGAACUCAGGGGGCUUCUGGGCGCUCCGUUGACGCUUCUAUGAUUCUUGUUGUUCGAAUGUACAUCUGGGCUUCACCGGAGACGACACGCAGGCAUUGUAUUCUAUAUAUCCAAAUAUACUUGGCCCCGCCCCCUUUCAUCACCAAACUACUCUCGAGUGGACUUGCAUGUGUUUUGCCUUUUCAGGCCUCACACGGCCUCCACCUGUCGUCAGCAGUGUCGGGGUAUUUUCCUUUUUUGUUUUUUUUGUUGAUGUUUUUCUCCCCGCCAAUGAAAACGAGGGAGAACGAACCAAUAAGAAGCCGGAACCAUGAAGGUAUGCAGUCCCAUCCCACACGUCCAAAUACUGAGCAGCACUAUUCUGUCGAACGUUUUGUUUUUCUUUCUAAAAGUUGUUUGUCCUGAUAUUUUUGUAUUAAAAAGUAACCAAACUCGGAGUUUGGGCACAUUGUUGUGUAUGUGGCUUAUAGAGCAGAUGGAGAGUGUGUGUUUGUGUGUGUGCGAGCAUGUGUGUGCGUGUGUAACAAGUGCUCUCCUUUAACCAAGAAGCAUGUUUUAUACAUAAAUAUACACAGUAUAUAUAUAUUUUACAUGCCAUACUGUGCACACUAUUAUUUAUAUAGCCUUGUCCACUUUGUAUUUAAAGGGCUCUACAUCCAGAAUGCAUGUUUGAUACCAAUUCGCUCUAUUAUAAUAACUACUUCAACAAUAAAGAUGUGGAUGUGC